Egretta garzetta (little egret) is the source of this 321-nucleotide messenger RNA. Its product is annotated as potassium voltage-gated channel subfamily A member 5-like. Gene Ontology annotation, biological process: potassium ion transmembrane transport. The record is from RefSeq and is a predicted model, not a curated record. The annotation marks the transcript as partial. NCBI's taxonomy places the organism in Eukaryota, Metazoa, Chordata, Aves, Pelecaniformes, Ardeidae. Gene Ontology annotation, molecular function: delayed rectifier potassium channel activity. Gene Ontology annotation, cellular component: membrane; voltage-gated potassium channel complex. The transcript has a single exon.
CUCCUCGUCCGCUUCUUCGCCUGCCCCAGCAAACCUGAGUUCUCCCGCAACAUCAUGAACAUCAUCGACAUUGUGGCCAUCAUCCCCUACUUCAUCACCCUGGGCACUGAGCUGGCCCAUGAGCAGCAGCAGCCUGGGGCUGGCAGUAGUAAUGGGGGUGGGGGCCAGCAGCAAGCCAUGUCCCUGGCCAUCCUCAGAGUUAUUCGCCUGGUCAGAGUCUUCAGGAUCUUCAAGCUCUCCAGACACUCCAAGGGUCUGCAGAUCUUGGGACAGACUUUGAAAGCCAGCAUGAGGGAGCUGGGCCUCCUCAUCUUCUUCCUC